This is a messenger RNA of Lobosporangium transversale, 1372 nucleotides long. RefSeq lists its product as hypothetical. The record is from RefSeq and is a predicted model, not a curated record. NCBI's taxonomy places the organism in Eukaryota, Fungi, Mortierellomycota, Mortierellomycetes, Mortierellales, Mortierellaceae. Gene Ontology annotation, molecular function: nucleotide binding. The coding region runs from base 91 to 1224 and encodes 377 amino acids. The transcript has 4 exons.
CAUCACAUCAAUUGCCCCACAAUCAACAGUCAAUUAUUCCUUUCCUUCAACAACAAAAAAAAGAAAAAAAAAAAGACGCUUACUUGCUCAAUGGCUACACAUUCAAGUCCCGGAUUCUUUGGUCGCCGUACACUGUCUAGUCCAAAGACCUCUGUGUCCAAAGAUAAUGAUGCCCUUCGGAUUGGCAUUCUUGGGGCCGCGAAUAUCGCACCUGAUGGUCUGAUUAAUCCUGCGAAAACCAUGAGGUCCAUUGUGGUUGUAUCUGUUGCUGCACGCGAUGAAGCUAAGGCAAAGGAAUUUGCCGCCAAGAAUGAAAUCCCAAACACCCACCCAUCGUAUGAUGCUCUCAUUAAUGACCCCAGUAUCGACUGCAUCUAUAACCCUUUACCCAACGGCCUUCACUAUAUUUGGACCAAAAAGGCCCUUGAGGCUGGAAAGCAUGUUUUGCUUGAAAAACCUGCUGCCUCCAAUGCAGAGCAGACGAAGGAACUGUUCGAAUUGGCCAAGGCAAAGAAUCUGGUGCUAUUGGAAGCAUUCCAUAAUCGAUUUCAUCCUGCCUCGCUCCGAUUUCGAGAUAUCUUACAGAAACAUAUUGCGGAAGGUCAUCCAUUAAAACACAUUCAGGCCGUCAUCGCGCUCCCUCCUCUUUUACCACCCACGGAUAUACGCUUUGACUGGAACCUUGCUGGAGGGACCAUGAUGGAUGUGGGUUGUUAUCUGAUCAACGCUGUUCGGUUCUUUACAGGAUUAGAAGUCGAGAGUGUUGAGAGUGCAGUGCCCAAGAUUGUGGCCGAAAACGUGGAUGGACGGAUGGACUGUGUCUUUAAAAUGAAGGGACCUCAUAGCAAUGGCGUCUUGGCUCAAACCACAGCCAGCUUAACCAAUCCUUGGUUAUCCCUUCAGACCUAUCUCGAGAUCAUCCCUAAAUUUAUCGCGGAGACUGACGACAAGGUCUUUACCUUUGGAGUCUUUUUGCUUCCUGGUAUGUAUCAUUAUAUGACCAUUAAGGACAAGGUGACAGGAAAGACUGAAAACUUGCCCAAAGUCUACGGGGAUGGCCAUUCAUCGCACAAAUUCCAAUUGGAGGCAUUUGUCAAAGCUGUCAAGAACCAUGGGAAGGAUGUAGAAUCGAUUCCUGGAUGGGUAACGGGCGAGGACAGUGUCUUGAACAUGCAGGCCCUUGAUGAUGUCUACAGACGCGCAGGCAUGAAAGUCCGAGAGUGAUGAAUCAAAAAAGGAAAUAUACAAUAUAUACAAUAAAAGAUAUAUAUUACACGUACGGUAACCUCACAGUACAAGGGAAGAUAGUCGUCAAAAAUGACCAAUUGGGUGCGGGUCUCCUUGUUUCAAGGUUACUAUUUGAUCUCUGUUG